AUGAAGGUUCCUCCUUUACAAUCUCAGCCUCUUCAUCUAUACCUAUCUCCUGCCCCCUCUCCUGCUCCCUCUCCUGCCCCCUCUCCUGCCCCCUCUCCUGCUCCCUCUCCUGCCCCCUCUCCUGCUCCCUCUCCUGCUCCCUCUCCUGCCCCCUCUCCUGCCCCCUCUCCUGCUCCCUCUCCUGCCCCCUCUCCUGCCCCCUCUCCUGCUCCCUCUCCUGCCCCCUCUCCUGCCCCCUCUCCUGCUCCCUCUCCUGCCCCCUCUCCUGCUCCCUCUCCUGCCCCCUCUCCUGCCCCCUCUCCUGCCCCCUCUCCUGCCCCCUCUCCUGCCCCCUCUCCUGCCCCCUCUCCUGCCUCUCCUGCCCCCUCUCCUGCCCCCUCUCCUGCUCCCUCUCCUGCUCCCUCUCCUGCUCCCUCUCCUGCCCCCCCUCCUGCCCCCUCUCCUGCUCCCUCUCCUGCCCCCUCUCCUGCUCCCUCUCCUGCCCCCUCUCCUGCUCCUGCUCCCUCUCCUGCUCCCUCUCCUGCCCCCUCUCCUGCUCCCUCUCCUGCUCCCUCUCCUGCUCCUGCUCCCUCUCCUGCCCCCUCUCCUGCUCCUGCUCCCUCUCCUGCUCCCUCUCCUGCUCCCUCUCCUGCUCCCUCUCCUGCCCCCUCUCCUGCUCCCUCUCCUGCCCCCUCUCCUGCCCCCUCUCCUGCUCCCUCUCCUGCUCCCUCUCCUGCCCCCUCUCCUGCCCCCUCUCCUGCCCCCUCUCCUGCUCCCUCUCCUGCUCCCUCUCCUGCCCCCUCUCCUGCCCCCUCUCCUGCCCCCUCUCCUGCUCCCUCUCCUGCCCCCUCUCCUGCCUCUCCUGCCCCCUCUCCUGCCCCCUCUCCUGCUCCCUCUCCUGCUCCCUCUCCUGCCCCCCCUCCUGCCCCCUCUCCUGCUCCCUCUCCUGCCCCCUCUCCUGCUCCCUCUCCUGCUCCCUCUCCUGCUCCCUCUCCUGCUCCCUCUCCUGCUCCUGCUCCCUCUCCUGCCCCCUCUCCUGCUCCUGCUCCCUCUCCUGCUCCCUCUCCUGCCCCCUCUCCUGCUCCCUCUCCUGCUCCCUCUCCUGCUCCUGCUCCCUCUCCUGCCCCCUCUCCUGCUCCUGCUCCCUCUCCUGCUCCCUCUCCUGCUCCCUCUCCUGCUCCCUCUCCUGCUCCCUCUCCUGCUCCUGCUCCCUCUCCUGCCCCCUCUCCUGCUCCUGCUCCCUCUCCUGCUCCCUCUCCUGCUCCCUCUCCUGCUCCCUCUCCCUCUCCUGCUCCCUCUCCUGCUCCCUCUCCUGCCCCCUCUCCUGCUCCCUCUCCUGCUCCCUCUCCUGCCCCCUCUCCUGCCUCUCCUGCUCCCUCUCCUGCCCCCUCUCCUGCUCCCUCUCCUGCUCCCUCUCCUGCUCCCUCUCCUGCCCCCUCUCCUGCUCCCUCUCCUGCCCCCUCUCCUGCUCCCUCUCCUGCUCCCUCUCCUGCCCCCUCUCCUGCCUCUCCUGCUCCCUCUCCUGCCCCCUCUCCUGCUCCCUCUCCUGCUCCCUCUCCUGCCCCCUCUCCUGCCCCCUCUCCUGCCCUGGACAACAAGUAA
Trichomycterus rosablanca is the source of this 1581-nucleotide messenger RNA. RefSeq lists its product as uncharacterized. The coding region runs from base 1 to 1581 and encodes 526 amino acids. The transcript has 3 exons. The record is from RefSeq and is a predicted model, not a curated record. Lineage: Eukaryota; Metazoa; Chordata; Actinopteri; Siluriformes; Trichomycteridae.